Mytilinidion resinicola is the source of this 642-nucleotide messenger RNA. RefSeq lists its product as uncharacterized. Bases 94 to 594 code for a protein of 166 amino acids. The record is from RefSeq and is a predicted model, not a curated record. The transcript has a single exon. NCBI's taxonomy places the organism in Eukaryota, Fungi, Ascomycota, Dothideomycetes, Mytilinidiales, Mytilinidiaceae.
CUCUUUCCCCUACCUAGCAAACACUCGAAUUAGCUUCGAGAAGGGCAUCACGCGUCCUCGUGCUCCCUGGCUCGUUUCAGCUUCUGCGAGCGAAUGCGCGAGCACCCAACUCCAGCGUCCCUUCUACUAUUCUGCUCUGCUCUACUACCCUCCUUUGACCGGUGGGCGCGGGGGAUAGCAACAUCGCCGCCGCUCUCCCACCUCCCUCUCCUCUCUCGCGGCCGCGAUUACAAUACCGUUGAAUCAUACACCAAGCAGGACCCCCCCCCUCCCACACUCCCCCCUCUCUCUCGCCAUCAGACCACAGCCUCCUCCCCUCCCCAACACGCUUCCAUCCGGGCGCAACCGAGAUGGAGUGAAGGCGCUGGCUUACUCAUCCCUCCCAAUACACCACCUCGACGCCAGAUCAGCAUCCCACACGCGCUUCCGCGGCCCAGCCAUCCGCUUACCACCACUCACUCACUCUCCCCGGCGCUUCAUGGGCUUGAGCCGGGCGCCGAUUGCGAAAUAGCCGCCGCACGCGCUACGAAAAGCCAGUCAGAGCUGAUGGAGGGGGGGGGGAGCGGGUGUGUAGGUGGGUUUAGGAAUUGCUAGAGGUUCAGUAGCGGUACCAAAUCAGGGUGUAGGCCGCAACGCGCCGUC